AUGGGACGGCAUAUAUUUGGUAUGAAGGAUGGUCCUGAGUAUCUGCGAAUGCUUUAUUUGGAGAAGCAAACUGGGAAAUCUCUAAUCAACAAGAGUCCCAAGGCAGGCACAUUAGCAGCUGAAGCAUAUUUCGAACAAAAGCUUGAUCACUUCGACACUAGCAAUACGAAUACCUGGAAGCAGGUUUCCAAUGAUGCUCUACCAUUCGUUGCAUGGGCAAAGAAGUUUGGCGCAAUCAUGUUCUGCCUGGAACAUCGCUUCUACGGACAAAGUCGUCCUACUCCCAACCAAUCUGUGGAAAAUCUGAAAUACCUGAGUAGCCGCCAAGCUCUCAAGGAUCUUGAGUACUUCAUAGAAUCAAUGAAUGCAAAGCACAAUUUAAAGAAUCCAAAAUGGAUAACGUUUGGCGGGUCGUAUCCUGGCGCGCUCUCUCUUUGGGCCCGUCAAGCCUACCCAAAAUUGAUUGCUGGUGCUGUUGGAAGCUCUGCUCCGGUAAACGCAGUAGUUGAUUUUUGGGCUUACCUUGAAGUUGUAGAGAACGCAUUACGUACUCAUAGUAAUGAUUGUGCGGAGAAUGUGAGAAAAGGAUUUGAAGCUAUAGAAGAUCUCUUGCGAUCUCCACAAGGGAGAGAUAAACUCUCUAAAAUUUUUGUGCUAAAGCCCACCUUCUCAGAACUUGGCCAUUUGACAUAUAAUGACAUACAGAAUUUUUAUUCGAUCAUCUAUGGCAAUUUCCAAUAUGCAGUACAAUACAGUGAAGACAACACUGUAAGCACACCCUUUGACCAUACGUCAAACAAUUACACGGACAUGAUAGACUACCUGAAGGUUGAAGAAUUCGGCAAUACAGCAGAAUUCGACUCUAGUUUUCGAAGCUGGUUUUGGCAGAAAUGUACCGAAUUCGGCUACUAUCAGUCCACUGAUGGAGGUCCAAGAGGAAUUUUUGGUUCUAGCUCGCCAUUAACGAUCCGUAUUAAUAUAUGCAAUGAUGCGUACGGAUCUGCAUACAAUAGUGAAUCUAUAUCAAAAGCUGUGCAUAACACACAAAUGCAUUAUGGUGGAUCGGAAAGAUAUAGAGGCACGAAUGUCGUCAUUCCUAAUGGGUCCAUUGAUCCAUGGCAUGCAUUGGGCAAAUACACCUCCAAUCAUGACUCAGUCGUACCAUUUCUGAUAAAUGGUACGGCCCACUGUGCGGACAUGUACCCGCCCUCAGAUAAGGAUAAGCCUGAUUUGAAGCGAGCC
Messenger RNA from Strongylus vulgaris, 1242 nucleotides. The record is from the annotation of a GenBank genome assembly. NCBI's taxonomy places the organism in Eukaryota, Metazoa, Nematoda, Chromadorea, Rhabditida, Strongylidae.